CAGUUCUUUCGAAGAGAAGCGCAACGUGUGUUCUGUGAAAUAUUUAAGUAAACUUAGUUUUUCCUACCUAAAAUUUACGGUAAAAAUGGCAACACUGGACCGAAAAGGGACUUUUAAGGUUGAAUACCUUCAGGAAAUAGAGAAACAGGUGCAAGCAAGAUGGGAAGCAGAGAAGGUCUUUGAGGUUGAGGCGCCCACAGAUGGCCGGCCUCAUGAGAAGUUCAUGUGCACCUUCCCCUUCCCAUACAUGAAUGGCCGACUGCAUUUAGGGCACACCUUUUCACUUUCCAAAUGUGAGUUUGCAACAAGAUAUUACAGACUGAAAGGAAAAAUGGUGCUAUUCCCCUUUGGCUUCCACUGCACUGGCAUGCCAAUCAAAGCUUGUGCUGACAAGCUGAAGAGAGAGAUGGAACUAUUUGGCUGUCCUCCCGUUUUCCCGGAAGAGGAAGAAAUCACAGUCAAAGAGGAGACUGACUUAGUACCAAAGGACAAGAGUAAAGGGAAAAAAAGUAAGGCUGUAGCUAAAACUGGCUCUGCCAAGUAUCAGUGGCAAAUCAUGAGGAGUCUAGGGGUGCCAGAAGAAGAGAUCAAGCUGUUCGCUGAUGAACAUUACUGGCUGGAUUACUUUCCGCCGCGGGCCGUGAAUGAUCUGAAGAGGAUGGGCAUACAUGUUGACUGGCGGCGCAAGUUCAUCACGACGGACGCCAACCGGUUCUUCGACUCGUUCGUGCAGUGGCAGUUCCACCACCUGCGCGAACGCAACAAGAUCAAGUACGGCAAGCGGCACACGAUCUUCUCGCCGCUCGACAAGCAGCCGUGCAUGGACCACGACCGCAGCGCGGGCGAGGGCGCCGGCCCGCAGGAGUACACGCUCGUUAAGAUGGAAGUUGUUGAACCGCUGCCGGAGGUUUUCAAGUCUUUCAAAGGCAAGAAAAUUAGCUUAGUAGCGGCAACUUUACGGCCGGAGACCAUGUACGGCCAGACAAACUGCUGGGUUCAUCCCGACAUCAAAUACAUAGCGUUCGAGACCGUCAAGGAUGGGAUAUUCGUGUGCACACGGCGCGCCGCGAGAAACAUGGCGUACCAGGGCUUCACGAAGAAGGACGGAGAAUUCCAGGUUCUUAAGGAGAUCGUCGGUCAGGAGCUAUUUGGUGUAGCCCUCAAAUCGCCUUUGACGAGUUAUCCAAAGAUCUACGCUCUGCCGAUGUUGACGAUCAAAGAGGACAAAGGUACCGGCAUCGUCACGAGCGUGCCUUCAGAUUCACCUGACGAUUACGCUGCCUUAGUCGACCUUCAGAAGAAACCCGCUUUCCGGGAAAAAUACGGAAUCGCAGACGAAAUGGUCCUUCCGUUCAAGCCGGUGCCGAUCCUCGAAAUUCCGGAAAUUGGAAACCUAGCAGCCGUGACCAUGUAUGAGAAGCUCAAAAUCCAAAGUCAAAACGACAAAGACAAACUUGCUGAGGCAAAAGAGUUGGUUUACCUGAAAGGUUUUUAUGAUGGUAUUUUGCUUGUUGGAGAGUUUGCUGGGCAAAAAAUUCAAGAUGUGAAAAAACUUCUACAGAAUAAGCUUGUAGAGGAGAAUGGCGCUGUAGUAUAUUUCGAACCUGAGAAAACUAUAAUAUCUCGGUCAGGGGACGAGUGUGUAGUGGCUCUGUGCGACCAGUGGUACUUGGACUACGGGAAUGAGGAGUGGAAGGCGCAGGCGGAGCGCGCGCUGGCCGGCGUCAACACCUAUCAUGAUGAAGUGCGCAAGAACUUCCAGGCCACGCUGAAGUGGCUGCACGAGUAUGCCUGCUCAAGGACGUAUGGACUGGGUACAAAACUGCCAUGGGACCAACAAUGGCUGAUCGAGUCGUUAUCGGACUCUACGAUAUACAACGCCUACUACACGGUGGCGCACUACCUGCAGGGCGGGUCGUUCCGCGGCGACGCGCCCAACGCGCUGCAGAUCACGCCGGACCAGAUGACCAUCGAGGUCUGGAACUACAUCUUUUUUAAGGAUGCUCCGUUCCCCAAGCACACUAAAAUACCGAAAAAGUCGUUGGAUCUGAUGAAGCAGUCUUUCAACUUUUGGUAUCCCGUCGACGUAAGAGUAUCGGGCAAAGACUUGAUCCAAAACCACUUAACAUACUACAUCUAUAACCACUGCGCGAUCUGGCCGAGCGAGGAGGACAAGUGGCCGAAAGGCAUCCGAGCCAACGGGCACUUGAUGCUCAACUCCGCCAAGAUGUCCAAGAGCGACGGGAACUUCCUCACUCUGUCGGAGAGCAUAGAGAAGUUCAGUGCGGACGGAAUGAGGCUGACCCUGGCGGACUCUGGGGACUCCGUAGAGGAUGCCAACUUUGUGGAGAGCACGGCGGAUGCGGCCAUUUUGAGACUGUACACGUUCAUAGAGUGGGUGAAGGAAAUGAUGGGCACCAAAUCGUCAUUGAGGACAGGGGAAUACAAUUUCCACGAUAAAGUGUUUAUAAGCGAGAUGAACACUAAAAUUCAGCAGACCGAUGAAAGCUACGACAAGAUGUUGUUCAAGGAAGCGCUGAAAACGGGCGUGUUCGAGCUGCAGGCAGCGCGCGACAAGUACCGCGAGCUGUGCGCGGACUGCGGCCUGCACGCGGAGCUGGUCACGCGCUACAUCGACACGCAGGCGCUCCUGCUCGCGCCCGUGUGUCCGCACGUCGCCGAGCACGUGUGGCGGCUGCUGGGGCACAAAACCAGCAUCCUGCACGCUCGCUGGCCGGUCGCCGGCGACGUGGACGAGGCGGCCGUGAAGGCGAGCAACUACCUCAUGGAAGCGACGCACUCGUUCCGCGUCUACCUGAAGAACCACUGCGCCGCCAAGAAGCCAAAGAAAGGCGAGGCGGCCAAACCUGAGCGGAAACCGGACACCGCCGUCAUCUGGGUGGCUAAGGAGUACCCGCGGUGGCAGCACAUCAUUCUCACCACGCUGAAGGAGCUGUAUGGGCCGUCAGGUCUCCCCGACAACAAGGUGAUCUCGAGCAAGCUCGGCGCCGUCUCGGAACUGAAGAAGUACUCGAAGCGGGUGAUGCCGUUCGUGCAGAUGACCCGGGAGCACGUGGAGCGCAUCGGGCUCGACGCGCUCUCCGUCGGGCUGCCCUUCGACGAGAUGGCCGUGCUCAAGGACAACCGGCAGUAUCUGCUCAACACUUUAGAUCUGGAUAGUCUAGAAGUGAAGUACACAGAGGAUCCCGGAGCGCCCGAGAAGACGCGCGAGGACUGCGCGCCGGGGCUGCCGCACAUCUCGUUCAGCGCCGCGCCCGCCGUGCCCGUGGCCGUCGUCAACCCGGAGCCCAUGAGCGGCCUGUUCACCGUGCACGUGGCGCUCGCAGACCAGGACACGGUUGACAAGAUCAAGGCGAAGAUCGUCAAGGAAGUCAAGGCUAUCAAAGAUGCGAGCUCUCUGAAGCUGUGGCGCUACACGGACCCGGUGCUGGGGCCGCGGCGGAUCCCGGCGGCCGGCGACCUGCAGAGCCGCUGCGCCGUGCUGGAUGCCGGCGUGCUGCUCGUCGAGCCCGCCGCCGGCCGAGUGCAGCUCGCGCUCAACGGCUCCAGCCUGGACCUCGGCACCACCCUGCUUUAUACUUAUGAUAAAUAGCUAUAAAUAAAUUAUUUAUUUAUUA
Cydia splendana is the source of this 3638-nucleotide messenger RNA. It is a transcript of the gene LeuRS, whose product is annotated as leucine--tRNA ligase, cytoplasmic. Gene Ontology annotation, biological process: leucyl-tRNA aminoacylation. Bases 86 to 3613 code for a protein of 1175 amino acids. The transcript has 13 exons. NCBI's taxonomy places the organism in Eukaryota, Metazoa, Arthropoda, Insecta, Lepidoptera, Tortricidae. Gene Ontology annotation, molecular function: leucine-tRNA ligase activity; aminoacyl-tRNA deacylase activity; ATP binding. The record is from RefSeq and is a predicted model, not a curated record.